Messenger RNA from Propithecus coquereli (Coquerel's sifaka), 741 nucleotides. It is a transcript of the gene PRSS41, whose product is annotated as protease, serine, 41. Bases 1 to 741 code for a protein of 246 amino acids. Gene Ontology annotation, biological process: proteolysis. Gene Ontology annotation, molecular function: serine-type endopeptidase activity. The transcript has 5 exons. The record is from RefSeq and is a predicted model, not a curated record. NCBI's taxonomy places the organism in Eukaryota, Metazoa, Chordata, Mammalia, Primates, Indriidae.
AUGGCCUCGAGGUCCCAUCUGUCCCGCCGUGGCCCCCUCUCCUCCACCCACUGUUUUGCCAGGUACUAUGAUCCUUCCAAGUGGUCGGUGCAGUUUGGGGAGCCGACUUCCAAGCCGACUGUCUGGAACCUUCGGGCCUACAUCCAUCGAUACACGGUGCGGGAUAUCAUUGCGAACCCCCGCUACAAUGGAAUUUUAUUCAGUGACAUAGCCCUGCCGACACUGGCCACCCCUGUCACCUACUCUAAGUACAUCCAGCCCAUCUGUGUCCUGUCGUCCACCUUCAUGUUCCAGCACCGGCCCGACUGCUGGGUGACCGGCUGGGGGUUACUCAGCGAGAAUGACACAUCUCUUCCACCUCCCUACAACCUCUGGGAAGUGCAGGUCACCAUCUUAAACAACACCAGGUGUGGCUACGUGUUCACACAGCCCUCUAGACGCAUUCCGAUCCACCAUUCCAUAUUUUGUGCUGGUGCUGAGGAUGGCAGCGUAGACACUUGCAAAGGUGACUCAGGUGGACCCUUGGUCUGUGACAAGGAUGGACUGUGGUAUCAGGUUGGAGUCGUUAGCUGGGGAAUGGGCUGUGGUCGGCCCAACCGGCCUGGUAUCUACACCAAUGUCCGUGUGUACUUCAACUGGAUCCAGAAGCUCAUGUCCUGCAGUACAAACAGGCCAGACCCCUCCUGGUUACUGCUGCUCCUUGCUCUGCUGUGGUCCCCCCAACUCCUGCAGCUGGUCUGA